This is a messenger RNA of Loa loa (African eye worm), 365 nucleotides long. RefSeq lists its product as hypothetical. The record is from RefSeq and is a predicted model, not a curated record. Bases 11 to 265 code for a protein of 84 amino acids. The transcript has 2 exons. Lineage: Eukaryota; Metazoa; Nematoda; Chromadorea; Rhabditida; Onchocercidae.
UUAGGCUUCGAUGACGUCUUCAAAUGCUGUGGAAAAUACAGUAAUUGAUAAUUUCGGUGGAGAAGAUUUCGACGCAAUAUCUUAUGUGCGGGACCAGUUAAAAGAGAUGAAAACUGGCGAUGAAAUACGGCAGUUGCAAGCAUUUUGUACGAGGCUAAAUGCAAUCAAUGCGCAGUCAUCUGAAUCGGUGAAAAAGAGUGUCUUUUUGAACUAUAAAAAGUUCAUUGAUACCGCUAGAGAAGUUUCACGUUACGUUUCUUCAUAAUUUAAAUACAUUCAUAAUAUUCGAUAUUUUUUGCCUUCUUGGUCCUUGAUCUAUUCCAUUAGCAUUAUUUCUCAAAUACAUAUAAGAUUGUUUAAAAAAG